This is a messenger RNA of Pecten maximus, 1497 nucleotides long. Its product is annotated as leucine-rich repeat-containing G-protein coupled receptor 4-like. Gene Ontology annotation, molecular function: protein binding. The coding region runs from base 1 to 1497 and encodes 498 amino acids. The transcript has 3 exons. The record is from RefSeq and is a predicted model, not a curated record. NCBI's taxonomy places the organism in Eukaryota, Metazoa, Mollusca, Bivalvia, Pectinida, Pectinidae.
AUGCCACAAUCCUGUAAAUACUUCCAGAUAGAUUAUCACAAUGUAAAGGUGAGGUUUACAGAGAAAGACAAGGAAUAUGUGUACUCCUCAUACAGCAAUGUAAAGGUGAGGUUUACAGAGAAAGACAAGGAAUAUGUGUACUCCUCAUACAGCAAUGUAAAGCUGAUGCUGACCAUUGUCACACAGGGUUACUCAGCCUCUGUACCCGAUGACCCCCAUCCCUGUCCCGUAAAGGCUCCGUGCAGCUGUGACUUCAAUAAAGUGGAAUGUAACAAUCUUACUCAAACAGAAUUUCCGACCUUCACCAAGGUCAACGCCACUUGGCACUGCUGGACACUCGUCAUGAAUUAUAAUAACAACAUCAAAAGGAUCCCGGCUGGAGCUUUCGAUAAUCUCCCUUUCUGUUCCCUUCAAAUCGGUCACAAUGGCUUCGAAAUAAUGGAAGAUGGGGCACUGACUGGAUCAGAACCAUAUCUGGAUUCCGUUUUCAUGCAGUUCAAUAAAUUUAAGGAACUUCCGAACGAGAUUGCGCGAAUGCCAAACAUCACAAUGAUGAGUAUCCAUGACAACCCCAUAACGACACUUCCGCGGGAAAUGGCGUUUGCCUCAACUCUUCAAUUUCUAGAUAUUGGUUCACCGGAAAUGACGACAUGGCCGGAUUCCAUUCAAACUCUGAAAACGGUUUGGAGUUUGUCCAUUUAUAAACUUCCUAUGUCCGAUCUGCCUAUAGAUGCGUUUGUAGGAUUAGAGGACUCAAUUGGAUUUGUGACAUUUUCAGCUACAAAAUUUAAGGGUAUUCCGAAAGCAAUGAGGCGUCUGCGUAAAAUGACGGACCUGUUGAUCGAGGAUAAUGUUGAGUUAACAUCUGACGGCAUACCUGAUGACGCGUUCAGUGGUAUGGUGUCGCUCAGGGACAUCGCUAUCACUAAUAGCAGUUUAACGAGGGUACCGAAUCUGGCCACCAUCCCAGCACUUACCCACCUAGAAUUGAGCAAUUCACCACUGUCACAAUGGGACUUGGCAACAUUGCCCGAUCAACCAAUCAUCCAGUCAGUAGAUUUUAGUUACACGAACAUAGACAGUAUUCCGGUCGCUGUACGCCACACCAGAAGUUUAUUUGAAUUAUCACUAGACAACACUAAAGUGUCCAACAUUGGACCAAACGACUUGACAGGGCUCCAAAAAUUACAGCAACUUAGUCUGGAUCAUGCGCCUUUAACCGACAUUUCCAUGGACGCUUUUAACGACACACACCUCCUACAAGGUCUAAAUCUAGAUUCCACAAAACUACCAGGGUUCCCUAGGGCUAUAGAACGACUUCCGGCUCUGAGGUUUGUGAGUUUACAAAACAUUAGUAUUGAAUGUUCCUGCGCAGAACUUGGAUGGAUGAAGACUUGGAUAGGUUUUAAGCAGUUUCUGGGUGGUGAUGGGAAGUGUCAUAACAUACACAUGGACUUUAUUGAAUACAUUCGUAACGAGAUACCAAAGUGUCCUUAA